CUUUGCCCACGACCCUGUUGACUUCUCCAAAGCUUAGCAUAGCUUCUGGUUCACUUUGCCCUAUUUUCCCUACCACAGCCUGCUCGCUCUAAUUCCCUCACUAAAAUUCUCAAACUGCGCGCACACCCUGCCAUCCGGCGCAUCCUGGUCUAAGAUUACUACCGCGCAGCAACACCUCAAGGGGCGGAUACACAAAAUCGCUAACACAAGAUGCCUCCAGCAUACACAAUGCAGCAGAAGGCUGCGAUCAGCCAGUUCAUGAGCUUCACGAACAUGGACCGCACUGCCGCUGUGCGAGUGCUCAAGAGUCGUGGCUGGGACGCCCAGAAUGCUGUCAACGCAUACUAUAGUGGCACUGAUGGCGGCUCGAACGCAAACUCUGCAAAUAAAGCGACCCUGAACAAGCUGUUCGACAACUACCGCGAGAACGCCACCACGGAGCCCGAUCUCAUUGGAGUGGAUGGCACCAUGAAGUACCUGCAAGACCUGAAAAUCAACCUCGAGGGCAUCGACAGUCUCGCUGCGCUCGAGAUCGUUCAAGCUCCCACCAUGGGCGAGAUUACCCGAGAGGGGUUUGUCAACGGUUGGUUGGAGCGAGACUGCGACAACAUCGAGAAGCAGAAAACCUUUAUCAACAAUCUCAAGACUCAGCUGCCGGGCGACAAGACCGUCUUCACGCGCAUCUACAAGUACACAUUCUUCCUUGCCAAGCCUGAGCAACAAAAGGCGGUCCCACUCGAUACUGCCGUGGACUACUGGGAUCUUCUCCUUGCCUCGCCGCUUUCCGCGGUCAAAUGGACGGCUCCCAACAGUCCCUGGCUGGACUGGUGGAAGGAGUUUCUCGCUGUUUCCUGGAAGAAGAGCGUCAACAAGGACAUGUGGAACGAGACUCUGAAGUUCGCACAGCUCACUCUCCAGGACGAGGCCAUUAGCUUCUGGAACGAGGAGUCUUCAUGGCCGUCUGUCAUCGACGACUUUGUCGAGUGGGUCAAGACCGAGAAGCGCGGCGGCGCUGAGAAAAAGACAGAGGAGAUGGAGUACUGAGUCAUGCCAUCUUCUCGAGUCGACACUUAACUUCACCAACGCUACAAGCAUACUCGCUGGCGGGAUAAAGAGUAUGAUUAUACGUACCUGGACCGGCACGGUUUGGCUAGGGGUCACAGCGAUGGUUGCAGCGCGACAUGAUAUCAAGAGUGAACGCAUAACCACGCUUGCCAUAAUGGCAUUUCAUGUCUUGAUCGAAGCAUCUUAACAGAUAGAAUAGCCAAGCAUGGUAUCCUGAGAGCGGAAUACAAGAACAUGUACUUGAUG
Messenger RNA from Didymella exigua CBS 183.55, 1311 nucleotides. Its product is annotated as DUF298-domain-containing protein. Gene Ontology annotation, biological process: positive regulation of ubiquitin-protein transferase activity; protein neddylation. Bases 211 to 1044 code for a protein of 277 amino acids. Gene Ontology annotation, molecular function: cullin family protein binding; ubiquitin-like protein binding; ubiquitin conjugating enzyme binding. NCBI's taxonomy places the organism in Eukaryota, Fungi, Ascomycota, Dothideomycetes, Pleosporales, Didymellaceae. Gene Ontology annotation, cellular component: ubiquitin ligase complex. The record is from RefSeq and is a predicted model, not a curated record. The transcript has 3 exons.